This is a messenger RNA of Aphis gossypii (cotton aphid), 1337 nucleotides long. RefSeq lists its product as uncharacterized. Gene Ontology annotation, molecular function: protein binding. The transcript has 3 exons. The record is from RefSeq and is a predicted model, not a curated record. Lineage: Eukaryota; Metazoa; Arthropoda; Insecta; Hemiptera; Aphididae. Bases 475 to 1206 code for a protein of 243 amino acids.
GAUACACACUGUCACACUACGCAGUUUCGUUUAGACACUUGUUUAUCGUUUCGUUACUGAUGAAUUUUCCGUGUUUAAUUUAGUUUUAGUGUAGUUAUAAAAUUUUGUUUACUUCACUGGGACUAAAUACUUAAUACUUUUAACAAACUGGACUCGCCGGCUGUCAUAUAGUUAGCUAUAUACUGUACUAGAGAUUAUAGAGAAUCUCUUACAUUGUACGCUCUCUACUUCUCUAGUAGUUGAGUGUGUGUUUCCUGCGGCUUGUGUUGUACGUUAUUGUGUUCUUGUCUGCUGUAUACUACUAUCAAUAUACUUCAAACAGAUAAAUCUUUUUUCAUUAUCAAAAUUCUGGUCAUAAGCUUAUGUGAAUCAUUUGUUGUUUUCAUUUAAAAAUUUCACACGUGUUUGAAAAAUGGACACGUCACCAUCUCAAAACAUAACAAAAAAGCUCAACAGAUAAUAAGUGUUAAGGUGAUGGCUAAUCAACGUUAUGAAGAUUUUAGUGAAAUAGGAGAUUUAUGUUUUUCGUGUAAAAGAUAUGAAGAAGCUAUUUUUUGUUAUCAUAAAGCAUUAGAAUUAAAUCCGAAUAGGGAAGUUACUUUGUAUAAUUUGGGUCAAGUUUAUUUCUUAAUAAAUGACUACCAAAAAUCAGUUGAGGCAUUGGAAAAAGCUAGUAAAUUAGUUCCAAACAAUAUCACUGUUUUAAAGUUUUUAGCAAGUGCAUAUUGUUAUCAAGGUGACAUGUUAAUGUCGGUUGAAACCCUUAAAAAAUGUUUAAAAUUAGACCCCGAUCAUUUACAAAUAAAUGUAGAUCUGGCUUUUAUGUAUUAUCACAAUCUGAAAAAUUUACAUGAAGCAGAAAAAUGUUUCAAAAAAUGUAUCCAAUUGAAUGCAGAAAGUGUGGAUUUAUACAGGAAUCUUCUUCGAAUAUAUCAACAGCAAAAUAAACACAAAGAUGCAUUCAAUAUUUGCAUGAUAUUGGGAGAUCUUUAUUUGAAAAAAUCUGAUCCAGAAAAUGCAAGAAAUGCUUUAACUACUGCAUUGUGUUUAAACCCUAAAAAUGCUGAAGGUCAUUGGAAACUUGGACUUGUUUUUCACCUGCUUGGUCACUAUGAUUUGGCCAUAGUUAGGUAUAAUUAUGCUAAUGAAUUGAUACCAGACUUUGUCCAUCCUUCAAGUGAUUCAACAGUUAACGGCAAACAAUAACACUUAUUCAACCCAUCCAGUUUAUUUUGGCCAAUGUACUAUAGGCCUAUAAUCAACAACGGCGGUAGAAUAAUAGUAUCAUUUGUCUGAAACUAACAAAACAAUAAAAAUAUAUUUUUUGGCUUUUCUUA